AUGCAGACACGAUAUGCCAUGAAAUACAGACAUUGCGACGGUAAAUUGGUUCUCAAGGUCACUGAUGAUAAAGAGUGUAUCAAGUUUAAGACAGACCAAGCACAGGAUGCUAAGAAGAUGGAAAAGCUUAACAACAUAUUCUUUACUUUGAUGGCUCGCGGUCCUGAUGUGGAUAUAUCCGAAGUCACGGGAAAAGAACAGGCAGAAGCACAACCAGCUAAAAAAGGAAGGGGAAGGAAACAAUAACAUCCAUAUAUCAAGAAAUCGGCUUUGGGCAAAAUUACAGCAGUUAUGGCUAUAAAGCAAAAGGUUUUUGUUUUCCAAGCCAUUUGAUUCUGGUUGAAAAAGAUUUAUUUGUGGUAACUUAACGCUUUUGCUGUUCAAUUAGCAAAUUUUCAAUGGAGGGCUUUGUCUCUAUUUCGCUGGUUGUGGUACUUGAUAUCUCAUUGUUGGCAUUUUCAUUGUUCUCUAUGCAUUCUGCUACUGUUUUGGUUAAAGUGCAUUGAUAUUAUGUGGA
Messenger RNA from Ilex paraguariensis (yerba mate), 517 nucleotides. Lineage: Eukaryota; Viridiplantae; Streptophyta; Magnoliopsida; Aquifoliales; Aquifoliaceae. The record is from the annotation of a GenBank genome assembly.